AUGGAGCCCUGGGAGCGUAAACGGCCCGAGACCCGACCUGCUGCUAUUGUCAUCACAGAUGUGGGAGCGGCACGCGAAGAAAUAACAACACCCGCAUCAGUGACCCCAGAAUCUGGGAUAACCCCAACAACUCCAAACUUGGACUCACGGCACGGAGAUCCUGCGACGACCUCACCGAGAAAGCGAAUAUACAUGGACGGAGACAGGCUGGGCGUGGAUGGUCCAUGGCAGGGCAGCAGGAGAGGCUCGCAGAACAGCCAUUACACAUCGAUCACGUCGCCGAGCAGUGCUGCGGAUAGCUUCAUUUUCGAACCGAGUCAAGACUAUACUAGUAUAAAUAAGACGGAUAGAAACGAGCUGGCGUAUUAUACAGAUGCCUCCAGCCCCGCGUAUGGUCAGGAACAGAUAUUCUGUGCUGGGGAUGCACCUCCACCUCCGGAUUUUACUUCUCAGGUGUUGGCCCAUGAUGGACCUCGUAUAGGUCAGGAAGAUGGGGGCGCUGGUAGAUUAGGAAUGCACAUGGAUGGUCGUCUGGUGGGCAGCAGUUUCACCUCGGGAGAGAUACCAAGCAUUCGCGUAGCGGUACCUGAACAGCCUCGGGGAUAUCCUGACUAUGGUAGCAUCGAUCAGACAAACCCCUUGAUGAAGAGCGAACCUAUGUCGAGCCCGGUGCAGUAUCUAAACCACGCCGGGGAUGGGCUGGGGAGUGGCAGCUUUUCUCCUGUAAUGAACAAGGAGCAACGGCCCCCAAAUGGACAAGGAGGGGUCCAGCUAAACGGGGAAGUGCUGGUGCCAACGGCCCAGUCACCUCGGUUGCUCUUAAACAGGGUUGCGCCGCAGCCUAGAUAUAUACAUAAAAGGGACAUGCCCGCCGUGCACAUGUCAGCGAGUUCUUCCGUCAUGACGGAACGCGGCCAGAAUCACCAACACGGGCAACACAAUAAAGACGCAUCUGCUCGCAAAAUGAAGCCUCCUCCAUUGGGAGACCUGAAACGAGAAGCCACGGAUCGAUCUGAUUUUCAGACGCCAAAGCGGAUCCGGGCCGGAGGUGGCCCGGAUGAGAACAGCGAAGUGAUAGACGACAGCGACUCCAACUCUCCCACGUGGGCGUGCCCGUUCUUCCGGCAUGACCCCCUUGGUAAUAUGAACUGCCUGAAACUCAAGCUCAAACGGAUCAGGGACGUCAAGCAGCACAUCCAGAGACGACACAAUAAAUCCGGCAACUAUUGUCAGAAAUGCUGGGAGAGCUUCCCUAGCCGCAAGAAAAAGGAAGAGCAUCUCAACUCGGAUAAUUGCGAGCCCAUCGACCAAUCGUUGUCGGUGAAGAAGGGCGGCAUAUCCGCGGAGGCGCAGGAGAAGCUGAAGCACCGCGCCCAGAGGAGUAAAUCGGGGGAUGAGCAGUGGCACGAUGUGUACGGCAUUGUCUUCAAGGGCCAGCAGGGCCCCGAUAGGAGUAGUCUUGAGCCGCAACUCGGCACCUUUAUUAUGGAAACCACGCGGUUGAUGCAGAGUUUUUGGAGGGACGAGAAUGAGGACUGGUUUCCGGGAUACCUAAGCAAGCAUCCGUUAGCGCAGAGCAUGAGCCAAGACGCGCUCCAGAGCCUAGUAGUUAAUCUGAUGGAAGAGAUACACGUGCGGUUCGAGGAGAGGAUCCGAGGUAGCAGUCCCCCCUCCAGGUGGGAUAACGCCGCGGUCCCGGCCACUGAGGCGCCGCCCUCUGCCAUGGUAUCGCCAACCACUGCAUUUGCGACCACGGCUAACUGCCAGGAUGUGAGUCUCAUUGGGUGCCACUUGCAACACGAGAUGACACAGCGCCCGAGAGAGAUAUGUGACGCCGAUGAUCAAUAUCUUUACCUUCUUGAUCCUGACCCUAGCCUUGUUGAUGCUGAUGAAUACUUCUCAUUUCAUGAAGCCAAUGCUUCAAUCGAUAAUGCUUAUGAUAUGGGAGGAUGA
Molecule: messenger RNA, 1953 nt
Organism: Clonostachys solani
Lineage: Eukaryota; Fungi; Ascomycota; Sordariomycetes; Hypocreales; Bionectriaceae
Source: the annotation of a GenBank genome assembly